Rotaria sp. Silwood2 is the source of this 3069-nucleotide messenger RNA. The record is from the annotation of a GenBank genome assembly. NCBI's taxonomy places the organism in Eukaryota, Metazoa, Rotifera, Eurotatoria, Philodinida, Philodinidae.
AUGCUAUCAUCUCAAUCAAGUAACAUUGUCUACGCAAAUAAUUCUUCACGGAAAACAACGCAUCCCACUAUCAUCGAUGGUGGAUCUGAAUCUGUAACAUCGAAACCACUGGCAACAUCGUCGAUAUUCCCCAACGGGACGACAGAUGCUUCAACAAAUUCAAGUAAUCAUCGUUCAAAUUUAUUUAUAGAUAGACCUUCAAUAGCAUCGGUACCUUUCAGUGCACAAGUUGUGAUAUCACCAACAGCUAUGUCAAAUGAAGAAAGCUCAGUGGCAUCUGCAUCAUCCUCAACUGAAAUACGGAUCGAAUCAGCAGACCAAGCAGUUGCACAAAUUCAAGGCGAUAAGUCUGAAGCUCAACAUGUCAUUGCUACUUAUGGUAUUGAUCCGGUUGAAUUAUUGCAUAUGGUCGAACGUUGGACACAACAAUUACUCGGUGAAUUUAAGUCAUUACAUCACCAUUUCAAACGUGUUUUAAAAGUAAAAUGGGAAAAACAAAAACUGACGAUAAAUUCUGAUCGCAAUAAUCGUGCAAGAGCACUUUAUCAGCAUGUUAGAGAUUUGGAACAGGCUAAACAAACUUGUCUCUCAAAAGAAUACUUCAAAGAAUUAAAUAUACUUGUAACAAAAAUUGAUCAGAGUACAAAUAUCAAUGAACUGACACAAAAAAUUAAUAAUUUAAUUGAAACAUUUCUCAAACUUAUCGAAUCGUUGGAAUUUAUUGAGCAGCAUCGAGAAGAAGAAAAUGGAACUAAUCUUUCAACAAUGAAGACAAUAUUACAACGAUUGCAAGAAUUAAACAACAAACAAAUUCAUAGAAUCUGUAUUAUCGGUUUAGAAAAAUGCGGUAAAUCGACAUUUAUCAAUGCUCUUCUCGGUUUUGAACUUUUGCCUACGAGUGAUGUGCGUUGUACACAAAUAUGUACGGUACUCAAACCACCACGACAAGACGAUUUAUCAUUAUUUGCAAUUGUUGAAUUUUAUAAUGAUAACGAGUUUCAAAUAUUAAUUCGCCAAAUGAUAAAGGGAAGUAAUGAACAAGAACAACAUUUUCAAAUACGUAAAACACAGAUAAUGGAGAAACAUCAACAAUUCAUGUCAAAGCAUCCAGAAAGAGAAGUCUGCAGAGUGAUUUCGAGUGAUCAGAACACUGAUAAUCAACGUGAUACAAUCAUUACACGUUUAAAAGAGUAUAUUACUAAUGAAAUAUAUGUUAAUAUUAUCAAAGAAAUUUCGAUUUAUACAAAUAGAUUACCAGGCAAAAAUUAUGAAUUAUUGGACGUUCCCGGUUUCGAUUCGCCUAUUAAAGAACAUCGUGAUGCUAGUUUAAAAGCCAUGAAGGAAGCAGAUGCUUUCCUCUUUCUUACCGAUGGUGAUCGUCCAAGUUUGCAACGAGAUCCACUACGUCUUUUAGAUGAAAUAAAAGACGGAAAUCAGCAUUAUGAAGCAAUGACACGUGUAUUUGGCAUCAUAACAAAACUUGAUAAAUGUCAUACUAAAGAUGAAUAUAAUAAACAUCUUAACAGUGCAAAACAGGAAUUAAUUAACAAAGGAUUUAGUGAAGAGCGUAUUUUUCCUGUUUGUUCAAUUAUAAAUCUUCUAGAUCGAAAUUCAGAAGAAUAUAAAAUAAUUAUUAAUAAAAUCAAAGAUUUCAAUAAUUUACAAAAUGGUUUUCAACAGAGUCGAGAAGCAUUGAAUAAAUUUAUUGAGUUUGAAUUACCAUCAACACAUUUAAAUCAAUUAAUUAAUUUAGGAAUUACUAAACUUAGUCGAUAUGUCAAUGAAAGUCUGUUGAAUGCAAAACAAUUUUUACCAUCAAAUUUCAAUUUUGCUGAUGAAACAUCGUUUGAUGAACAUAUUAAACAAGACAAUGAAAAAGAAUGGGAUCAAAUUUAUGAUGUUGAAUUUUUUCAACCAACAUUCGAUGAGGCAAAUAUAUGGCAAAAGACAGCGUUGACUCAGAAUCGUGUACGAUUUAUUGACGAGACCAAAAGAAGAUUUCGUCAUUGUUUUAUUAAUUUAACAAAAGAGUUUGUCGAUCGUUCGAUUGACAUAAAUCACAUGAUAAUGAAACAAUACGGUUAUACAGCAUUAAAUUCUACUUCUCAACCUAUUGACGAUCGAUUACGUGAAAAUUUAUCAUUUGAAUUGGAGACAUAUGUUGUAAAAACAUCAAAUACGUUCGCAAGAUAUUUAUAUGAUGAAUAUGUAAGUCAACUAGAAAUUAUUUUCAAUAAAAUCGGUCCUGAAGAAAACGAUGAUCUUUAUCAUACACAACUUUUGUCCUAUGAUAUUUGUAAAUGUGAAGUACGCGCUAUUGUACUACGUCUUUGUCGUCCAAUUAUAACGGCAACAUUAAGAUUUUCACACUCAGAUCAAAGGUGUAGACAGGCUGCUAUUAAUGAACUUAUACUUAUUGCACCAACUAUUGCAUGCCAACUAUGUGACAAUGAAAAUGACAAUAGUCAGAGUGUACUAUCAAAUAUUACAAAAUGGACACCAACAUUAAAGAAAGGUAUCGAAUUUGCAUUAGGAAUUUAUGGCAAAACUGGUAUUCAAAAUAAAAUUACAGCAGAAAUUUUUAAAGCCAUUAUCAAGCGAGUCCCUUGAUUCUAUACACAUAAACUUACUUUAUUCAAAAUCAAGAAUUUUAUAAUUAAAUAAACUUUAAAUCGUUUUCAUGCAGAAAUUCGAGACAUCGGUAAUAGUCAUGUAUUUUUUACAGUUAACUGCUUAUUUAAUAAACUUGCAUUCGUUUAACUCGUUCGCCUAUUAAAUGCUUAUCUUGAAAUCUGAUUUUUGUUCCAAGAGUGUUUACCAAAUCACUACUGUAAAAAUAGACACCUGAACCUUUGAAAAUUUCAAAUUUCGAUUUGAUUUUACUAAUCGAUAGAUCCAUGAUUGAAAAGUUUUUCGCACAAAUAUAUGAGCUUUCGAAUGAGUCUAUGAGAAAUCAUGAACGAAAUAUAGUGGGUGUGGGUGUGAGUGUCGGUGGGUGGGUGUGGGUGUGGGUGUGGGGGUGUGGGGGUGGGUGGGGGUGGGGGUGAGGGUGGGGGGGGGGGGGGGGGG